Messenger RNA from Phymastichus coffea, 2093 nucleotides. RefSeq names its product alpha-glucosidase-like (gene Hbg3). The record is from RefSeq and is a predicted model, not a curated record. Gene Ontology annotation, biological process: carbohydrate metabolic process. Lineage: Eukaryota; Metazoa; Arthropoda; Insecta; Hymenoptera; Eulophidae. The transcript has 9 exons. Bases 91 to 1797 code for a protein of 568 amino acids.
UAGUGGACGUAUUUGAUGUGACACGAAAAGUAUCGUAAGCCAAAGAAUAAUUAUCAAGAAUCGCGUGCUGUUCAUCUUUAAAGGAGAAACAUGAGAUCUCGACUAGUCCUUGGCGCGUUUGCUUUACUCUUUGUCGGAGCUCAUGGAAAAACGGAAUGGUGGAAUUCUAUGUCAUUGUAUCAGAUUUAUCCAAGAAGUUUUAAAGACAGCAACGGCGAUGGAAUAGGUGACCUCAAGGGAAUACAAAGCAAAUUGCAACACUUGGUUGAAUCAAAGUUUGAUGCAUUCUGGUUAUCUCCAAUAUUUCCAAGUCCCAUGGUGGACUUUGGAUACGACAUCUCUGAUUUUGUGGGUAUCGAUUCGGUGUACGGCAGCAUGCAAGAUUUUGAGAAUCUGUUAGAAGAGGCGCACAACCGUUCACUCAAGGUGAUCCUCGACUUUGUACCGAAUCACAGCUCGGAUAAGCACGAAUGGUUUCAAAAAAGUAUUAAAAAAAUUGACCCUUACACCGACUAUUACAUUUGGCAUGAGGGCAACUUUGAGAAUGGAGAGAGAAAGCCGCCGAACAACUGGGUGAGCGUUUUCCAUGGACCUGCUUGGACGUGGAACGAAGAGAGGCAAGCAUAUUAUUUCCACCAGUUUGCUGCACAACAACCCGAUCUCAAUUACCGCAACGAAUACGUCGUCCAGGAAAUGAAGAACGUAUUGAGAUUUUGGCUAGACAAGGGCGUGGAUGGUUUCCGGAUGGAUGCGAUUCCGCACUUGAUGGAAGUGGAAGACCUACGAGACGAGCCGCUGAGCGGCUGGAGCAACGAUCCCAACAGCUACGACUACCUGAACCACAUCUACACGAACAGUCUGCACGAGACUUACGAGAUAGUGCGCCAGUGGCGUGAGGUAUUGGACGAGUACGAGGCAACGGGCAGACAGCGCGUCAUGAUGAUCGAGGCUUAUGUUAGCCUCGAGCUCACGAUGAAGUACUACAGGUACGGGGCUCACUUCCCCUUCAACUUUGGCCUCAUCACAUCCGCCGGCGCUGACUCGAGCGCCACCAAAUUCAAGGAGCUCAUCGAUAACUGGAUGAUCAAUAUGCCCCCAGCAGCUACGGCCAACUGGGUGGCGGGCAAUCACGACAAACCGCGGUUGGCGACGCGCUACGGCGUUGGAUUCGCGGCCGCGGUGACAGCAAUAGUACAGCUGCUUCCGGGAGUCGGGGUCACUUACUACGGCGACGAGAUAGGCAUGGAGGACACAUGGCUGUCAUGGGAGGAGACGCAGGAUCCCCAGGGCUGUAAUGCCGGCCAGCAGAGCUACGAGACGGCUUCGCGCGAUCCCGCAAGGACGCCUUUCCAGUGGGACGAUACCACUUCUGCCGGUUUUUCAACCAAUCCGAAGACCUGGCUUCGCAUCAACGACAACUACAGAAUCGUCAAUCUUGCUGCUCAAAAGGCAGCCGACAAGUCGUACUACAAGUCUUUCCUGAUGGUUUCAGAGUUGAGGAAGUGGCCGGCUGUAAAAGACGGUUCGCUCGAGACCAAGUUAUUAAAUGACAACGUAUUUGCCUUUUCGAGGGAGCUCGCAGGCGAGAGGUCGGUUUACGUUGUGAUAAACGUGGCGCAUCAGCCGCAAACCAUAAAUUUGGAAGCUUUCGAGAAUGUUCCGUCUAGCGUGCAACUGUACCAUUCUACUUCCGACGCCGGCACUACUUCAGUCGGGGUCGAGAUUUCUCCGAAAAGUCUGCUGAUCCCAGCUCGGGCUGCCUCUAUUUAUAUCAGCGGUGGCCAUUGUCGUCACUAGACGUCAAAAGGCCUCAAAGAACUGGCAAUCACAAUGGACUAAGCUGAUUCGCGCUGCACUGUGACUACGUUUUACUGGGAAUCAUCGUUUGCUUGGCAACGCUUGCUCUGCGCACACGCUGACGCUACUCGCCGCCUCUAUUCGCACUCGCAAUUAGGAUAUUUGCACGAGAUUCACUUUUGUUCAACGUCACAGCUGCUGUUGUAACACUGAAUUCGUUUAAAGUACAUGUUAACGCUGCUGCUCACACCAUUAUAAUAUAGACAAAUAAAACGUUAAUACGUAAUGCAAGUAAC